UUCAUAUCUAAGGGGGCGCUUCUUUUCCUCUUGCUUUGGUUUCGUCCUAUCAACCCGGUAUUGGCACAAUUCUCUCGGCUCCAUCGGGUCCUCUAAGCUCGUUCCUGUCCGUAAUUAGGCGCCUCCUCGUCGCGCCGCUUCAACGGACGCAUCCAGGCCGCAUCUUCGCCAGACCUGAGUACGGACGGCGUGAUGCCUCCCAAGGCCGGCCGCUUUGUGGCCAGGGCGCUGGGCAUCAAACUCCAGGAAAAUGACCCUUUCAAGGAACUGGAGAGGCCGGGGGCCUCUAUGCUUUCCAACGAGACUGGUCACACUUUUGUGGAGGAGCCUCCCAAUGUCCUCGAGUACCUGAACGACCUCAUCCCGUCAGGCAAGGAGGUCUACGACUACAUCCUGUCUCUCUUUCCAUUCCUCUCGUGGAUCGGGCGCUACAACCUGCAAUGGUUCAUUGGAGAUCUCGUCGCUGGCAUCACGAUUGGUGCCGUCGUCGUUCCCCAGGGCAUGGCCUACGCCAAGCUUGCCAACCUCGAUGUCCAGUUUGGCUUGUACUCGUCCUUUAUGGGCGUCUUGAUUUACUGGUUCUUUGCCACAUCCAAGGACAUCACCAUCGGUCCGGUCGCCGUCAUGUCACAGCUUACCGGCGGCAUCGUUGCCGAUCUGGCCGUCACUUUACCCGACGUCCCAGGCCAUGUUAUCGCUUCCGCGCUUGCCAUCCUGGCGGGAGCCAUUGUCCUGUUCAUCGGCCUCAUCCGCUGCGGAUGGAUUGUCGACGUCAUCUCGCUCACCGCGCUCUCGGCCUUCAUGACCGGAUCGGCUAUCAACAUCUUGGUCGGACAGAUCCCCACCAUGAUGGGCAUCACGGGCUUCUCAACCCGCGAAGCCCCCUAUAUCGUCUUCAUCCACACCCUUCAGGGCCUGCCCCGCACGACUCUGGAUGCUGCCAUGGGUCUCACCGCUCUUACGAUGCUCUAUCUCCUCAGGGCGGCCUGCUCGUACUCUGCGAAGCGGUGGCCGCAGCAUCAGCGCCUGUUCUUCUUCCUCUCGACCCUGAGAACCGUCUUCGUCAUCCUCUUGUACACAAUGAUCAGCUGGCUUGUCAACAGGGGUCUUCCCGAGGAUGAGGUCAAGUUCAAGAUCCUGUUACACGUUCCCCGAGGCUUCCAGAACGCGGCGGUCCCAGUGCUGAACAAGCGCAUUGCCAGCAAUCUCGCCGGCUACCUGCCAGCGACCGUCAUCGUCCUCCUGAUUGAGCACAUCGCCAUCUCGAAGUCUUUCGGGCGGGUGAACAACUACACGAUCAACCCCUCGCAGGAGAUGGUCGCCAUCGGCGUCACCAACAUGCUCGGGCCCUUCCUGGGCGGAUACGCCGCUACCGGCUCGUUCAGUCGCACCGCCAUCAAGUCCAAGGCCGGCGUCCGGACACCAUUCGCCGGUGUCAUCACCGCCGUCGUCGUCCUCCUCGCCAUCUAUGCCCUCCCGGCCGUCUUCUACUACAUCCCAAACGCCUCUCUCGCUGCCGUCAUCAUCCAUGCCGUUGGCGAUCUGAUUACCCCACCAAACACCGUCUACCACUUCUGGCUGGUUUCGCCGUUGGAGGUCUUCAUCUUCUUUGUCGGCGUUAUCGUCACGGUGUUUUCGACGAUCGAGAACGGCAUCUACUGCACCGUGUGUCUUUCGGCCGCCAUGCUCCUGUACCGCAUUCUCAGGUCCAAGGGCCGCUUCCUCGGCCGCGUCAGGGUGGCGUCCAUGCUCGGCGACCAUGUCGUUGGCGGCGACACGCAGCGCGGGGCCGAGUAUGGCACAUUCACGGGAACUCCGGAAGCCCCCUUCCGCAACGUCUUCCUUCCCAUCACCCACGCAGACGGCUCCAAUCCGGAGGUCGAACUCGACAACCCGUACCCGGGCAUCUUCAUCUACCGCUUCAGCGAGGGCUUCAACUACACCAACGCCAGCCACAGCCUGAGUUACAUGACCGACUACAUCUUUGCCCACACGAGGCGGACCAACCUCGCGAGCUUCGAGCGGCCCGGCGACCGCCCGUGGAACAACCCGGGCCCGUCCCGGCGCGAGCUAAAGGCCGCCGCCGCCGCCGCCGCCGCGGGCACCAACGCGGUCGCCGACAACGUGGACCCCAAGCUGCCCACGCUCAAGGCCAUCAUCCUCGACUUCAGCUCGGUCAACCACGUGGACAUCACCUCGGUCCAGCAGCUCAUCGAUGUGCGCAACCAGCUCGACCGCUACGCGGCGCCCGACACGGUCGACUGGCACAUUGCCUGCAUCAGCAACCGCUGGACCAAGCGCGCCCUCGCCGCUGCCGGCUUCGGCUACCCGACCAUGCGCCCGGACGUGCCCCACCUGCGGUGGAAGAGCAUCUUCAGCGUGGCCGAGAUUGGCGGCGCCCAGAGCGCCGCCGCCGCCGCCGAGUUCGAGGACAACGAGAAGGAGCUCGAGAGCAGCAACCGCCUCGAGACCCUGCACUCGCACAGCCACGCCAGCGCCCACCACCACCACCCCACCACAGCGGACGACCUCGAGGCCGCGCUGUCCAAGAAGGCCACCGUCCCCGAGGGCGCCGACGAGGAGGAGCCCGCUGACGCCGUGGGCGCCGUCAACCUCGCCUCGCGCCGCACGCCGGCGCUCAACGCCGGCCGCACCGUCGCCGUGCACGGCAUCAACCGCCCCCUGUUCCACGUCGACCUGACGAGCGCGCUGCAGAGCGCCAUCGCCAACGUCGAGGCGCGCCGCGAGUACUCAUCCGAUAGCGGCGCCGGCGGCAAGAACGGUGGCGCCGCCGCCGCCGCCGCCUCGGCCAAGGCGGACAGCGACAUGGUGACGACGAGCGGCGGGAGUGGGACUUCUUCCCCGCGCUGACGAGAGCGAGCGAGCUUGACUCGAACGCGUUCUUUUUUUCUUUUUCUGUUUUCUUUUUUUUCUUUCUCGCAUCUCCCGCCCCUCUCCCCUUUCCCUUCUUCCUGUCUGCUGGUAGAUGGGAAGGGCAUG
Thermothelomyces thermophilus ATCC 42464 is the source of this 3000-nucleotide messenger RNA. RefSeq lists its product as uncharacterized. Bases 193 to 2871 code for a protein of 892 amino acids. The record is from RefSeq and is a predicted model, not a curated record. Gene Ontology annotation, cellular component: membrane. Lineage: Eukaryota; Fungi; Ascomycota; Sordariomycetes; Sordariales; Chaetomiaceae. Gene Ontology annotation, biological process: transmembrane transport. The transcript has 4 exons. Gene Ontology annotation, molecular function: secondary active sulfate transmembrane transporter activity.